GUUGCGGAUUUUUGUUGUCGGCUGCUAUCCGAUGCGCCUAGUGCUGUGCGUUUGUGUUAGUGUGUGUUUUCCCGUUUUUCCUCCCUCACCCAUUCGCUGUCGAAUGGGCUAAAAAGAAGACGGCCGGGCGUAGUCGCGCUGAUCUAACUUCUACAGCACCCCCACUCGUGCGGCAUGGUAUAUGCGGGUGUGUACGUUUGAAGCGCGCGUGAGUUUGUGCAACGAAAAAUAUGUGUAAAGAAUAAACAGUAAAGUUUGAGUCAAAAUAAGAAAAGGAAAUACAUUCAAAGGGAGGCAAGAAAAACCUUCCAAUAAAUUUAGAUAUCGUUCUCGCGCUGGGUGCGUCGCAUUGAUGGGUUGAUAAGCCGGAUUUUUCAUUGGCGAUCAUAUUCGUGCUCUAUUAAUUGUGAGACAAAAGUGUGGAAAAUCAGUUAAAAAUGACGGUGUGGAAAAGUGUUGGCGAUACGAAAAUGCUUGCCAUCGCCAAGGCAAACUACUAUGAGUCCGACAAAGCGCACAGACUGGAGCUGGACGUGGGUGAUACGCUGGUCAUUCUACAGGAAGCUGCCAGUUGGUACUACGGGUAUAAUAAAAGUUUUCCACACAUUCGCGGCAUUUUUCCCAAGUGUUACGUCCACAUCGUCGACGCUCGUCCGCUCAAAAGCAGUUCCGCUGGCAGCGAGCACUUGUCGAUUGUACGAAGCGAGAUUGUCGAGGAAAUCACAACCGUUCUCAACGAGUGGCAACACCUGUACCGGCGGUUUUACCUGCAGAGUCAUCCGGAUUUUAAGGCGAUUCGACUGAAAAUGCUGGAAUUGAUACGGCUAAGAUCGCAACUGCUGUCCGGUAAUCUUCCGGUGGACGAGAUGAAGGACAUCAAGCUGAAGGCAACCUCGGAGAUCGACACCGGAAACAAAAUUUUACGGCUCGAUAUGGUGGUUCGGGACGAUAGUGGCAAUAUACUGGACAUUGAGCGAACUUCGACUACGCAGUUAUAUGAACAUCAUCUGAAUGCAGUCGAUCGCAUCAAGCGGGCAAGUACUUCAACUAAUAAAAAUCGUAUAGUAGAAUCGAUGAAUCGGCACUCGCACAACCUGUUGCUCUCUGUGCACAAUUUCGUGUGUCGGUUGUGCGAGGAUACGGAGAUCCUUUUCACCUUGUAUGACGGCGACGACAUGAAGGCGAUCACAGAGAAUUAUGUGGUCAAAUGGAGUCGCCAAGGAGUGGCAGCUGAUUUGGACCAAUUCAACAACAUCAAAGUGUUGUUUACCGAUCUAAGCGGAAACGAUUUGAGCAGAAAUCGGAUCUUUCUAGUUGCUUAUGUUGUGCGUGUGGGUGCCAUGGACGGGAAAGAUACGGAUUCGCGACGGAGCAGUAUGGCCAACUCGGCUGGUAAUGCUAGUGGCGGCAAGAGCAAGGGUCAAUUAGUGAGUCAGAUCAGUGCCCCGGGCAGUCCAGGGGUGGGCGGAUGUGCGACAGUUGCUGGAAGCUCUGGUGCACAUGAGCAGCAGAUGCGAAGGCCAUUCGGUGUAGCUACGCUGGAUUUGAAACCGAUAAUUAAACGGUCGGAAGAUUUCAAAAGUGAUACCCAGCUAAAGAUGCCGUUCAUUGCAUGUGAAAAGGAAUCGCUAGACAGUACGUUGCGGAAACUGAUCACGAACAAAGACUUGGGUGAUAAGAGUGAUUCGGCAAUCUGGAUUAGUGUGGAUAUUUUGCAUGGCGAUAUAAAGCAGGUGAAAGAAGAGUAUCCACAUUUGGUGCUAGGUAAUGUGGCAUUUGCACGCAAGAUGGGCUUCCCGGAGGUGAUCUUCCCCGGCGAUGUUCGGAAUGAUCUGUAUCUUACGUUAGUUGGCGGUGAGUUCUCUAAAGGCUCGAAAAGCAGUGACAAAAAUAUUGAGGUAACCGCUGUGGUCUGUAACAGGGAAGGGGUAGCAAUCCCCGGGGUUAUAUGCUACGGAGGUGGUGGAAGCACUCUAAAUGAAUAUAAAUCAGUGAUCUAUUACCAUGACGAUAAACCCAAGUGGAAUGAAACGUUUAAGAUUGACGUGCCAAUCGAGGAGUUUAAGCAGUGCCAUCUGAGAUAUACUUUUAAGCAUCGCAGUUCCAACGAGGCCAAGGACAGAACAGAGAAACCCUUCGGGUUAUCCUAUGUGAAACUGAUGAACGAUGAUGGAACGACACUGCAGCAUAAGAGGCACCAUUUGCUGGUGUACAAGAUUGAUCAUAAGAAGUUCGAUCCAGAAACGCAGUAUAAUUAUCUUCAGUUGCCAACAUUGGCUGAUGAGCUGGCCAACAUUAGUGGCGGAAAACCUUCGGUUAGCGGUUUUAGUCUUGCGUCUAAAGAUUGCUUCACAAUUGAAACAAAUCUGUGCAGUACCAAACUGACUCAGAAUGUCGAUAUUUUGGGUCUAUUGAAUUGGUCGUCGCGUAAAGAAAAAAUGGAAGAAUCGCUGAAUGCGUUGAUGAACGUGAAAGGCGAGGAGGUGGUAAAAUUUUUGCAGGACAUUCUGGACGCACUGUUCAACAUUCUGGUGCUGAACGAGGAUCCAGCGAAGUAUGACAACCUGGUGUUUCGGUGUCUCCUGCGGUUGAUAGAAAUUGUUUACGACUUGAAAUAUCAACACUUCCAGUCGGUGUUGGAUCUGUACAUAAACGAGAGUUUUUCGGCUACAUUGGCGUAUGAAAAACUUAUCAACGUGGUUCAAACCCAUAUAAAAAAUGCGAUUAAUAACGUAAGCAGUGAACGGUCUAGCUGCAUCAGUAUCUAUGCUGUGAAUGAAAACGAUGAAACGCUAUUUCGAACUACGAAAUAUUUGCAGUACAUUAUGAAAUUCAUUAUUCGAUCACGGAUUUUGUUUGCUGACUUAAACCAGGGCAAGGACAGCGAACUGUUCGAGACGAUGCUGGAAGAUUUGCUGGAAUCGUUCACCGAGUUGAUCAAAUAUCAAAACGAUCUCUUGAAAUCGCAGGGAGCUUUGCUGAAGUAUUUGCACAUCAUCGCUUCGGACCUGAUGCAGGUUUACGACCCUAUAAAGUUGAGCAAGCGGAUAGUGGACAUAAUCUCUAAUGUUCCCACCGGUCGUUUGAAUCAAUCCAAAAUGACUUGUAUUAAAGAUGUGGUGGAUUCCAAACUGUUCAAGUUGCCUCAGUGCAGGGCUAUUCUGCUGCCGAUGUUUUGCCGGCAAAUCAAGGACAAGCUAGAGAGUAAGGAGGAGGGUGACUUUAUGUUCGACAUCCGGCAGCAGGAGAAGAAUCUGAUCAAGGCGGCCAAGGUGCUUGGAGAGAGCAAGUCACAGCUGCACACGCGUGAAACCACGGCCAAGACGAAGGUGGCUGAGUGCGUUAACAUCAUGAAUAACAUGUUGGAGCUAUUGUUCCACAGUGAAGAGGAUAUUGGUUCAACCGAGAACGAUAUCCGUGAGAUCAUGCAAAUUCUGCUGCGCACGGUAAUACAGAGUUCGAUUGCGAUGGACCGUGAUAAUCCGCUGGUCGGUAAUCUGGUCGCGAUCAUGCUUGGGAUCUUCCGUAGCAUGUCGGAGAGCCACUACCAGGCGUACGUGAGAAGCUUCCUUACGAGCUACGAUCUGCUGGAUUUCUUGAUGGAGAUUUUGUUGGUGUUCAAGGAGUUGGUGUCGAAGCCAGUGUUUCCGGCGGAUUGGCUGGAUAUGAUCAUGCACCAGAAUACUGUGAUAUUGGAAAGUCUGAGACACUUUGCCGGUGUUAUAAUGGAAUGGUUCUUCUCGCCGUUCGAGAAGCAGGUUUGGUCGAACUAUUUCCAGUGCUCGAUCACCUUCCUAACGCAACCAGCGUUGCAGCUUAAUUUGUUCAGCAGAACGAAACAGUCGAUGAUCUUGAGCAACUAUCGAGAUAUUCGCAGGGAGACUGCGUUCGAAAUCAGAAAAAUGUGGUUUAAUUUGGGAGAGCAUAAAAUUAUCUUUGUACCACAGCUAGUUGGUCCGAUCCUGGAGAUGAGCAUGAUUCCGGAGCUGGAGUUGAGAAAAGCUUCUAUUCCAAUAUUCUUUGACAUGAUGCAGUGUGAGUACUACAGUUCGAAGUAUGUAAUGGAGAGCUAUGGGGAUACAAAGCGUAACGCAAGUCAUAUAAAAGGAAAUUUCGUGGAUUUUGAGAAGGAAAUUAUUGAAAAGCUUGAUCACUACAUUGAGGGCGGCUACGGGGAUGAAGAGUUUAAAGAUCUAUUUUAUGAAAUCAUGCACGAAUCAUGCAGUAGUCACAAUACUCUAAAGUUGCCAGGCAUAAAGUGUGUCAACAUAUUAACUCGUUUGAUGGAGAAGCUGUUAGAAUAUCGGUGUCUAAUUCAUGACGAAAGUAAAGAAAAUCGGAUGGCAUGUACAGUUAGCUUGCUACAGUUUUAUUCCGAUGUAAAUCGCAAGGAAAUGUACAUUCGAUAUGUAAAUAAGCUGUGUGAUCUUCAUAUGGAAUUCGACAACUUCACAGAAGCUGCCUAUACACUGAAGCUGCACAGCAACGAGCUUUACUGGGAUGAUUCUCCACUGUCUGCUUUAUUGAAAUCUAGCCGACAUUUAUCCUGCAGUACUCAUUGGGCCCUAAAGGAAAAGCUAUACCGGGAUAUUAUCGACCUGUUCGAUCGUGGGAAAAUGUGGGAGUCGGCAAUUGACAUGUGCAAAGAGUUGGCUCAACAGUACGAAAACGAAAUCUACGAUUAUUUGAGUCUUGCCGACCUUUACAAAAAGAUGUCACAGUUCUAUGAAAAAAUCUUACGCGAGAAGCGUUACGAGUCUAACUAUUACCGGGUCGCUUUCUACGGCUCUGGGUUUCCGCAGUUUUUACGCAAUCAAGAAUUCGUAUAUCGUGGCAAUGAAUAUGAAGAUGCUGGAUCGUUUAAUACGCGUAUUCUCAGUCAACAUCCUCAGGCGGAACUGGUACCGACUUUGAAUCCCGGCCUAGAAAUUCAUCAAUGCGAGGGUCAGUUUAUUCAGAUCGUUAAGGUCGAUUCCGUCAGUCGUGAUAUUCGACUAGGAAGGGAUAAGAAAAAUAUUGCGUCCAACAUUGUAAGGUUCUAUCAAUCGAACAAUGUUUGCGAAUUUCAGUUCUCCCGUCCAAUUCGUGAUUCAAGCGGAAGCGGUGAUGACAUUGCUAACACUUCGUACGAGCGAACGAUUUUGAGGACUUCGGAUGCUCUACCGGGAAUUUUAAGAUGGUUUCCGGUAAAGUCUUCCGAAACAGUUAUUAUUUCUCCCAUUGAGAUGGCGAUCGAGACGGUGGAAGCGAAAAACCGAAGUAUACGAGAGCUGGUACUUGAGCAUCAAGCUGAUCCGAACAUUCCUAUUCAUUCGCUAAGUGCGAUCAUCAACGGUGUAGUGGAUGCGGCUGUCAAUGGGGGCAUUCCAAUUUACGAGGACGCAUUCCUCACUCCGGAAUACUUGAUCAGGUAUCCGGACGAUGAUCAUUUGGUGGCACGACUGAAGGAUUUGAUUGCCUCGCAGAUUCCUUUGCUUGAGGUGGCUAUUCUGGUACACAAGAUGAAAACUCCGGCCAGCUUGCUGCCAUUCCAUGAUCGCUUGGAGAAGUGCUUUGCCAGUAUUCAGACCAGCGUGGAGGAGAAGUAUGGUAAGCGAACAACGGAUAUUAAGAUCGAUCGGGAUAGCGAAGUGACGCUGAGGAGACAGAUUUCGGCUCUGCCACAGGUUAGCAUUGAUUCGAGUCGGCUGUCGGAAACCAGUAUCGGGUCAUCGGAUAGUGGAAUUUCCAAAAGUCAGAACAGCCGCCCAACGACUACCAGUUCAGGUGGAUUCAAGUCAACAUUGACUAAUUUUGCCACGAAUUUCAACUCCGUCAAUCUAACAAGAACAUCCCUUGGAAGUUCUCCCGGUUCGAAGAGCAAGAAGGACAAGACGUUGACCAAACGAAGAUCUAGCCGGAAGGUGGACCGUGACUCGUUAACGCUACCGGUUUCCAACAGUCUGUUUUAUACGUCACCCAUCACGGUAACAAGCGAGGUGGGAAGUAGCUGUAGCGACCGAGAUAGUGCCAUUUUACAGAGUGGACCGGCAAGUGUUUGUUCACCAGUCUGCUCGACGCCGACCGCAAACCAAAGUGGCGCCAGUUCGUUACCGAUGGUGGAGUUAACUGAGGAGCUUCACCCAAAACGACCACUUCGCUCAGAAGUGGAAAAGGAGAAGCGCCUGUCGCGACCUCCGAGUGUUGUAACACCCACCCUUAGCAUCAAGACGCUUACCGGUGGAAGCGUGGAUACUACUUCGCUUGGUUCUGCCGAGAGCAGCAGCAAUCGCAACUCGAUAAUAACCAAUGGAUCUACUACGUCGGAGGAUGAUCUGGUUCCACCACCGUUACCAAUGAAAACCCGUGACAGUGAUUACAGUAACCUUCCGCUUAAUGAUAGUGUUCUUCACAGACGGUUAGCUGGUGCUAGCGGUCAUUACAUCAGUUGUAAACCUUUGCCAACUGUUCCGAAUACCGCGGCUAGUACCACCGUAGUUAUUAACUCAUCCUACGACGUAGUAGAAACGCGAAACAAUAACGUAAUCGUGAUUGGAGCCUACGACGAGCGAAAAAGACCUCCGACUCCUCCUCCAAAACCAUCGAGAAAUUCCAAGGUAUAAAAAAAAUUGAAACUAAAAAUCAAAAUUGAUCAGUACAAAUAUUCUCCCUAUCCGCAAACUAUGAUCAGUAACUCCCGAAAUGUAGGAUGCACAUAGAAAAAGCAUUUUAAAAAGAUAUAUGUAGUUAGAGUAAUUUUACGUGUCAAAAGACUUCUUAAUCGUUAAAUCUUAGAAGCUCUGUCCUGGAUAGGUCAACUUUAUAGAAAAGAUGGAAAUAGUAUUGCAAUUCUUGAACAAAAGGAAAACAUCGCAAAGCCAUUUAUUUUUAUUUUCUAUGCACUACUUUUACUAGCCGGCAAAGCCGUGCUGUUUUUACUUCCAAAUCGGUUUAAUGGUAACAAAUUUUUCGUUGUUACCGAUUAUGAUUAGCAUAGUUCAGAUUUCGAUCCAAAUUUAAAGGGGAAGACUUUUUACCUCCAUCGCAAUUCACAAAGUACCAAAGACGAUAGGACAAAACCAUCUGUACAUUGAUUACCAUUAUUUUCGAUUACGCGAAUAAGGUUAGGCUAAACGCACAGACUAGUAGGUAUGCUAGAGUAUCAGAACAAUAACAAAUGCAACAAGAGCUUGCGGAAACCAGUUUUCCUAUCUUUGGUAGGUUAUCGAGAUGCUAGAUGGAAAAUAGUAACAUUAUUUAUAGAUACCUAUUUUCUGUAGGUUUAGUUUUGUCACAUAUCAAGACAAAUUUUUUACUUCCAUGCACAUACUUAUGUAGAGUCGUAUAAAAUAAAUAGACAAUUCAAACCAUCACGGACGUUCGUCGCUCUUUGAGUUGUUUUUGUUUCACUAUAUAAAUAUACGGAAACAUGCCAGUCUAGUCGGUAUGUCAUCAUUUGAAAGAAACGUCCCAUAUAUGUUUAGUCACUGGUUUGUU
This is a messenger RNA of Sabethes cyaneus, 7476 nucleotides long. RefSeq names its product dedicator of cytokinesis protein 1 (gene mbc). The transcript is spliced from 12 exons. Lineage: Eukaryota; Metazoa; Arthropoda; Insecta; Diptera; Culicidae. Gene Ontology annotation, cellular component: cytoplasm; plasma membrane. Bases 438 to 6602 code for a protein of 2054 amino acids. Gene Ontology annotation, molecular function: small GTPase binding; guanyl-nucleotide exchange factor activity. Gene Ontology annotation, biological process: cell migration; small GTPase-mediated signal transduction. The record is from RefSeq and is a predicted model, not a curated record.